CGUGCCAGGUUGCAUGGUACAUACUGUGUAGCCAGUGUUCUUCUGUGCUUUCGCUUAUUUUCCAGCUGCCCAUGUGAGUAACCUGGUGUUCAAAGAGCUUUCGGAGCGGAGGUGUGUGUCUCAUCCUCAGUAAGCUCUGUGGCGGGCGUUAACCCGGCCUGAGUGUGUGAUAAGCGGGACUCCUCGCGGAAGACUUGUGAGCCAACUGCUAGCUACUUUUAGCUAUUUAAGCCAAGCUGGUUAAAGUAACAUUAGCUUUUAACCUUACCAACCACGGUUAGUAAGACAAUUAGUUAAAUAGUUAGACCGUUGCUGUUCAGUUAGUUGACUGAGGAAACACUAUACUCAGAAACUAGUCCUACACCCGGGUCACCUACCAGCCAGGAGAGAGCCUGGUGCAACUGGUGACCGUCCUUGUCGGCGGGGUGUGUGUCUGCUGUACUAACUGACUCUGUGAGUGGACAGUGACUACAUGAGGCAGAGGACUGACAUGACUUCGCAGGUGUAGCUGGACUUUCAGUUGAGUUCAUGGUCGUGUGUUCACUGGUAAGAAUGAGUCGCCGCUCCGUGGUGAACCUGGUGUGGCUCGGGAGCAGAGCUGUCACCCUGCUGCAUGGACGCUUACCUCGGCCCCUCCACACCUCCUCCCAACCGAGAGCCGGAUUCAAACCGGAAAAGGUCGCAGUGGUUACAAAGACUACGAGAUAUGAGUUCGAGCAGCAGAGAUAUCGCUAUGCAGGGCUGUCAGAGGAGGACUUAAAACAGCUGCUCGCCAUGAAGGGCUCCAGCUACAGCGGCCUGCUGGAGAGACACAACAUCCACACCAACAAUGUGGAACAUGUGGUGAAGUGCCUGCGGAGAGAAGGCAUAGAUGUACGAGUGGUCAAGAGAGGAGAGUAUGAUGAAGAGGUGGUGCGAUGGGCGGAUGCCAUUAUCUCUGCUGGAGGUGAUGGGACAAUGCUACUUGUUGCCAGUAAGGUUUUAAGCAAGGACAAACCAGUUAUUGGAGUAAACACUGACCCUGAGAGGUCAGAAGGUCAUCUGUGUCUGCCUGUUCGCUACACUCGAGCCUUCCCAGAGGCACUGGAGAAACUCUGCCGUGGUGAGUUCAGGUGGCUUUGGCGUCAGAGGAUCCGUCUGCAUUUGGAGGGCACGGGGAUCAAUCCCACUCCGGUGGACCUGCACGAGCAGCAGCUGAGCCUGGAGCAGCACAGCCAGGCCCACCGCAUCACCACCAUGGACAUCCAGCGGAGGACCGGGACUCUACACGAUAGCUUCUCCAAGACCAGUCUGCUCCCCAUCAGGAGUCUGAACGAGAUCUUCAUUGGAGAGUCUCUGUCCUCCAGGGGGAAGUUAAACUCCUUCAAACACCAUGUUAACCUCUUGCUCCAUAGGGCCUCCUACUAUGAGAUCUCUGUGGACGACGGCCCUUGGGAAAAGCAGAAGAGUUCAGGACUCAGCAUCUGUACAGGAACCGGAUCCAAAGCCUGGUCGUACAACAUCAACAAACUGUCUGAGCAGUCUGUGGAGGAGGUUUUAAAAAUCGGGAAAUCUCUGACAGGUCUUGAAAUCCCACUUCAUCCAGACUUUAUUGAAAAGGUUACUGAUGGAUACAACGAGUCUCUGGUGUUCGGGCCGGACGACCGACGCUUGUUCUACAGUAUUAGGGAGCCCAUCGUCAACAGAGUGUUCUCCAGCAGCCGCCAGAGAGGCUUCGCCAGCAAGGUGUGUGUCCGCUCUCGGUGUUGGGACGCCUGCAUGGUGGUCGACGGUGGGACAUCGUUUGAGUUCAACGACGGCGCCAUCGCUACGAUCAGCAUGAGCGAGGAGGACCAGCUCCGGACGGUGGUUCUGGAGGACUGAGACGAGUCUGGAGCACCUGACUGGUUUCUCUCCGCCAACAGAGUUCAAAGGGACAAGGUCAAAGGGAAGAACCAGGUUUUAGCUUCUAGCCUCUACAGGUGUUGAAUAUUUUUAUACCUGAUAAAGGUAUCAACGUUAUUAUCGUUCUAUUACGUGUUUUAAUUUUUCCAGAUCAGAUACUCUCACAGGCUGUAGCCCCCCGGGUUAUGAAGACUGUGAUCCACUUUAUAGACAUGAACUGAUCCAGAUCAGCAGUCUGAGAGCUGAGAAGGGUCAGGGAGAAACUGAGCGACUGUUCAAUGUGUCUCUCUGUCGCAGUGGACUCAGGUCAGAGCAGUGACUUCAGUCAUUCAUGAUGAUGAUGAAGAUGAUGAUGAUGAUCAGACUGAACAGGACAGAGGGUUGUGAUUUACCUUCACACCUGUGUAACCUCUGAUUAUUGCCCUUUAAAGGAUAAAACAGACGUUAUAUUGUAUUUAAAUUUUUUAAUUGUCAGCAAAUCUCUCUCAGUCCUGACUUCUCUGCUGUCUGUGGCCCUGUCUCAGCCAGGGAUGAACUGAGUAGAUUUUAGUGACUGUGAGUGUGAAUGGUUGUCUGUCUCUAUGUGUUUGCCCUGCGAUGGACUGGCGACCUGUCCAGGGUGUACCCCGCCUCUCGCCCGAGAAGAUGCUGGGAUAGGCUCCAGCCCCCCCGCGACCCUACUAGAGGAUAAGCGGUAGAAAAUGAAUGAAUGAAUGUUCUGCAAAGACACUUCUGGUCACAGUCUCUCCUUCCUGAGUUACAAUGUUGAAUAAUGACCAGGUUUCCCGUGAUCUGACUGCAGGAGAUGGACAUUUGUUGGGGACUAUUUUCAGCAUUUGUUGCUAUAGUGAGUGUGUGUGGCAGCAGGAUUGUGUGUGUGUGUGUGUGUGUGUGUAUGUGUGAGUGACUGAGUCAGAAUAAACUACAGUGUAUGUGUUCAUGGUGUAAAGAAAUGUAUGUAGCUCACAUACAUCCCGCUGUAGAUACACAAUAAUCAGUUGUGAUCAGGAAAGCCAGUGCUGAUUUUGAUGUAUUGACAAUAAUAGAUAUAGAGAAGAUCAUCAUCAUCAUCAUCAUCAUCAUUUUAAAACAGUCAAAUUUAGAGAACACUUUAUGAAAGUAUUUCGAGUGUAUCUCCAGCUGAAGCACAGAGGCUGUUUGUUCUGUUGUUUACUGAUAAAGAUAUUUUUGGAUCAUAGGUUAUAUUUUUAUAACUGGUUGAGACAUGUGGGAGGGAAGAAUGAAGUGCACUACAGACUGAAUUUUACUCCAUGUUUUAGGUCAAAACUCUGUAACUGACAGAAUGAAUUUUACUGAAACAGCCUCAUGUGCCUGGAGGAGAUGUGUCUGAUCUCCACAGCACAGACAACAUGAUGCAAACAUGUUUUUACCCAGUGAAGACUCUCAUCACUAAAGGCUUUAAGAAAGGACACGGAGGAGGAACACACAGGUGUGUUAAUAAACUCCCGCCUCAGCAGUAUCACAUUGUUGGUGCAGCAAGGACGAGUUGACAAACUGAUGAUGAAGGUGUAGUUUCCAGCGUGCCAAAGGCCUCGGGUCCUCGUGGACAUGAUGUGUCACUGUGUUUCUGUUUUGAUCAGAUAAAGUGAUGUGGAAAAGAAA
Molecule: messenger RNA, 3507 nt
Organism: Seriola aureovittata
Lineage: Eukaryota; Metazoa; Chordata; Actinopteri; Carangiformes; Carangidae
Gene: nadk2
Product: NAD kinase 2, mitochondrial
Exons: 12
Coding region: 529-1863 (444 amino acids)
Biological process (GO): NADP+ biosynthetic process; NAD+ metabolic process
Cellular component (GO): mitochondrion
Molecular function (GO): NAD+ kinase activity
Source: RefSeq, a predicted model, not a curated record